AUGGAAGGGAGUAUAAAAGAAUCAAGAAAAACUACUCGUCGACUUCAACCUCAGACUAGGUCCUUCUCUGAGUUUGGAAAAUUUGACAGAACGCUUUACCAAUCUGAUCGAAAUCGCUCAGAAACAUUCACUGAAUCUUCUGGGCCAGAAGAAACCCAAAUUGUGGAGAGGGUUCGAAACUUUCGCACGACAAAAUGGGGCUUUAAGAAUCGAGGCGAUUCACUGCGAGUUUCGACAAGUUCGUUGCCUAAUAGUGAAAUGGAGAACAAAGAAAGGCGAGGGUCUGGAUUUUCUACAAUGUCUUUCACAAGUGAUGAUUGUUUCCAAGAAAGCAACAAUAAAAGACACAAUAUCAUCAUCUUUGGGAUUCCGGGAGUUGGAAAAUCAUUUCUGUUGCAACAGAUGAGAACAUCUGAGUAUCUUACAUCAUGCCCAGAAGGACCAGAUCCAAAUCAUGCAUCCGUCCCUGUAGUUUUAGGAGGAAAAGAAUCCAUUCUUAACUUUGUGGAAGCUGAUAUGUAUAUUCAGAAUCAUGGAGACAGCAACCGAUACGAUGCCUUUCUGAUGGUAUACUCGGUAACAGAUAAAAGGUCAUUUAAUUUCAUCGCCAAUAAACUACAGAAGAUCAAGAGAGAAACAGGCAACACAAAACCUAUAUAUAUCAUAGCCAACAAAGUAGACCUAAUACGAUUUCGGGAAGUUUCCAGUUCGGAGGGUGUUACAUUAGCACAAGAGAACAACUGCAAUUUUUUGGAAGUUUCCGUUUCUUUACAAUGGAAAAUCGACAAAGUCCUGGUGGAUAUUACAAAGCAACUCCAAAGAGGAAAAAAGAACAGCAGCUGUCAAAAACCUUCCCGCCUAUGUAUUGAUGAGAAUAGGAUCUUAAAAACCUCAGCAUCAGAAGAAAAGUCCUUGAAAAAAAGUCGAGUGUCAAUCCUAUCAAGAUUGCGAAAACUAUUUGAAAGAAAACAUUUUGAGUUAUGA
Saccostrea cuccullata (small rock oyster) is the source of this 984-nucleotide messenger RNA. Its product is annotated as GTP-binding protein Rit2-like. The coding region runs from base 1 to 984 and encodes 327 amino acids. The record is from RefSeq and is a predicted model, not a curated record. NCBI's taxonomy places the organism in Eukaryota, Metazoa, Mollusca, Bivalvia, Ostreida, Ostreidae. The transcript has 4 exons. Gene Ontology annotation, cellular component: plasma membrane. Gene Ontology annotation, molecular function: GTP binding; GTPase activity; calcium channel regulator activity.